Messenger RNA from Exaiptasia diaphana, 2113 nucleotides. RefSeq lists its product as uncharacterized. Gene Ontology annotation, molecular function: nucleic acid binding. The transcript is spliced from 2 exons. Bases 1 to 1980 code for a protein of 659 amino acids. The record is from RefSeq and is a predicted model, not a curated record. NCBI's taxonomy places the organism in Eukaryota, Metazoa, Cnidaria, Anthozoa, Actiniaria, Aiptasiidae.
AUGUUAAUCCUUCGUCGGAAAAAACUCAAGUCGGUUAGAACUCAAAGAUAUCGCAAAGACAAAUUACAGUCCUCAUGUGGCACUUAUUCGCCUCCAGUGCUUCGCUCGAGAAGCAAACGUGACUUGGACGAAAGCUUUGAUGGAAACUAUAUAAUCAAUCUUCCAUUGUUACUUGAUGGUUUGCGCAAAUGUCCAAAGUGCAAAAAAGGCCCACUUUCAUUAAGUAAUAUACUGGAAAGACCCAAACGUAUUGGCUUAGGUGUUGUUUUCUAUGUCAACUGUACCAGCUGUAACAACAAGUGCACCCUGAGACCCUMCCAAACUCACAAAACUGGAACUCAUGGGCCAAACGCUGUAUCUCUCAAUACGCGUGCAGUUUUGGCUAUGCUACAUACCGGACAGGGUCUCASACAUCUGAACGCUGUUCUGUCGUUGUUAGGCAUUGGUUGCCUAUCUGAAGAUACGUUUAGAAAACGAGAAAAAGAAGUUGGUUUAGCGAUUGAGUCAUUGUGCAGGGACAGCUGUUCCCGCUUUCUUGACGAGGAAAAGAAGGCAAGCAGUAUUACUGACGCAGAAGGUGAUCUCCAAGUGUCAGUGUCAUAUGAUGGGGCAUGGCCGAAACGUGGGAAGGCACGGAAUUCGUCAUCUGGUUUUGGGACAGUAAUAGGUGAAUUGACUGGAAAAGUCAUUGACUACCAAGUAAAAUCUACCAAAUGUCGGACAUGCGAAGCAGGAAAAAACACUAUCCAUGAUUGUCGUAAAAACCAUAACGGGUCCGCGAAGUCUAUGGAGGCGGAAAUUGCAGUAGAAUGCUUCAGCGCAGGCCCGAGUAAUGGUGUGAAGUACUCAUCCUAUACAGCUGAUGAAGAUGCAACCACCGAGUCCCACAUCAAGUAUAGAGUCAACUACGAGACCACAAAAAGAACUGAMCGUAAUCAUGCCAGCAGAACACUGGGUAGUAGGUUGYAUGCCAUGCGACCAUCCAUCAAAGGUCUAAAUCCUACGGUGAUCAGCUAUAUUCAAAAGCUCUUUGUAUAUUGUGUAGCAAGCAAUCAAGGUAAUCCAACUGAGUUAAAAAAGGGUUUGGAUUCCCUAAUAAGUCACGCCUUUGGAGAUCAUACUACCUGCAGUGUUACUUGGUGUGGAGCUCUAAAGAGUCCUGACGAGUUCCGGUAUAAAGAUCUCCCUGGUGGAAAGCCACUAAGCGGCGAAAAUCUAAGAUCAGCCAUCGAGAGCUCCAUCAAGCCCUUCCAGGCUGAUGAGUGGAUUAAAAAGUUAUCUAACUGUGGCUCAACGCAAAAAAAUGAGAGUGUAAAUGGCGUCAUUGCCACUAAGGCACCAAAGAUAAGGCACUACGGAGGAUCUGACAGCCUGAAUUUCAGAGUUGCUUCGGGAAUUUCCCAGUUUAACGAGGGCUUUGAAUACUUGAGCAAGACAACCAACAAGCUAGGAUUAGAGGAAUGCAGUAUUACUACGCAAUAUGUACAAAGCAGCUCCAAGAAAAGAWAAAGAGAGCAAAUUAGGAAGCAGAAAUGGCCUGUAAAGAGAAGAAGGAAAGAGCUGAAAAAGAAAAAUACUAGACAGAAAGAAAGCAUGGAAAAGAAGGAGGGAUGUACAUACGAGACGGGAGUGGCAGUCACUCCUGAAGGCAGACUAAUUACACAAGGAAUUUUAAAUAACAUACUAGACAGCCUUAGUGACGAAACCUUCAAUGAAUUUAUAGCUACUGAAGCAGCAGAACCUACUGUUACAUCAGAGGAAGUAGAUGAAAACAUCAGAGUGUUCUCUUUUGAUCUAGAAACAACAGGACUUCCACGAGACUCUGAUAUCAUUCAGAUUGCCUGUGUUCCUGCAAACAAUUUCAGCACAGAAACUGAACAGUUCAACAGCUACGCGGUACCAGAAAAAGAGAUAAAGCCUGCGGCAAGUAAGGUUCAUAACAUGUCGACUUAUUUAGAAAUGGAAAAAAAGUGCUCCUGAAGGACGGAAAGGAAGUGGCUUGCGAUUUGACUCCAAAACAGUCUUUAGAAAAGUUUUUGGACUAUGUCACAAAAGAGAAGAAUAACAACCAAUCGAGGAUAGUUUUAAUUGCUCACAACGGGGACACCUUUGA